Serpula lacrymans var. lacrymans S7.9 is the source of this 505-nucleotide messenger RNA. RefSeq lists its product as uncharacterized. The annotation marks the transcript as partial. NCBI's taxonomy places the organism in Eukaryota, Fungi, Basidiomycota, Agaricomycetes, Boletales, Serpulaceae. The transcript has a single exon. The record is from RefSeq and is a predicted model, not a curated record.
CGGCAGCUCGGAGCGCUACGAAUCGCUGUACGUCGACCGUUCUGGCCGUGGUAAGCUCUCUCUGAAACCAUCCAUGGUCUCAGACCCGGGCAUCCGUUUCGCUAUAUCUCUGCUCUUCUUCGCUCGUCAGCACAGGCAACGGUGCUCAGAACAAGCUUACCAAUCUAUAAUUAACGCUUGUCUUGUACAAGGGGAGAUUAUCGUCGCCUCUCUGCUUUUUGUUAUCUUGGUGAAGGAUUGGGAGGUCCGACGAAAUAUGGCAGCGCGUCUCAGAGGACAAAUUCAAGAGGAAGAGGAUGCACAGAACGUGGAAUUAUCUCAAGAGAAGCGGAAGGAUCUUAGGAGUCGUUUGACUUCUACCUUGUCCGAAGUAGGGAUCUCGCCCAAUCAAUUUGUGGCUCCUAUGUUACAACAUAUCGAAGUGGACAUGCUGCGAGAUCCCUACGAAGAGUCAAGUCAACCUCUUCGCCGCGCGUCUUUACAAGCACUUGCUAAUUUUGCCGGG